Molecule: messenger RNA, 1352 nt
Organism: Hydra vulgaris (swiftwater hydra)
Lineage: Eukaryota; Metazoa; Cnidaria; Hydrozoa; Anthoathecata; Hydridae
Product: calsequestrin-2
Biological process (GO): regulation of release of sequestered calcium ion into cytosol
Cellular component (GO): sarcoplasmic reticulum lumen
Molecular function (GO): calcium ion binding
Source: RefSeq, a predicted model, not a curated record
UUUAGUUACAAAAAUGCAAAUAUUAGUAUUACUUUUAAGUAUAGUAAUUUCAUUAGCUCAAGUAGAUGAGGAAGAUAUACAAAGAGCUCAUCAGCAAUAUGCUGAUGCUCUUAAACAUGAUGGAACAAAGCGUGUAGUGGCAGCUGAUGCAAGUAAUUUAGAUCAACUUCUUAAAAAGAAUCGUUUAGUAUAUAUUUUAUUUUGGAUAGACAAUAACCAAGCUACUGAAAAACUGAAUGAAAAUGAGUUAAACACUUUAGAAAUAGUUGCACAAGUAUUUGAAAGUCAAAGCGUUAAGUUCUGCACUUGCGAAGUUAUGGCUAAUCAAAAGUUUGCUGUAUCUGCAGGAGUUAAAUAUACUGGAAUGGUAAAAAUAUUUAACAAUGGAAGACCGUCUACUUAUUCUGGUCAGAGAUCUCCUGAUGUUAUUAUCCCUUACAUUAAAAAGAUGAUGGAAAAUCCUGUGAUUGUUAUCUCUUCACGUGCAGAAAAAAAAUAUUAUGAAUCUCAAGAACUGCCAAAAAUUAUUGCAUAUUUUGAGAAAGACAGCAAAGAGAUUCAAGAGUUAAUAAAAACUUCUUUGUACUUCCAUCCUAUGAUUCUAUUUUUUGUUGUUCAGGAUGCCAAAAUUGCAAAGCAGUUUCAUUUGAAAAAAAUAAACACUAUUCAGUUUAUUAAACCACUGGAAAAGACAUUGAUUUUUCCUGCUGAGGAAAAGAUAACAGAAAAAAAUUUAGUUGCAUUUUUAAAUAAACAUAAAAAACAGCGCUUAACAAAAAUGAUGUUAGAAAACCUUCAUGACAUUUGGGCUGUCGAUAUUUUAGGUUAUAUGGUAUCUAUUUUUGCAAUUAAAAAUACUGAAGACGGUAAACUGUUUCUCUCGAUGAGUAAAUCGUUGACUAAAUACUUUGAAAAGCAAGACAACCUUUCGUUCGUUUGGAUAGAUCCAAAACUUUUCCCAACUAUGCUUGAUUACUGGCGAACUACAUUUCAAAUUGAUCCUCUUCGUCCUACUAUAGGUGUUAUCGAUGUCCGCAAUCAAUCUUCAGUUUGGUAUAAAGUACAAGAAGAUGAUGAAAUUAGUUUAAACGGAGUUAAGAAAUGGCUGCUUGAAGUCAUUGCAGGAAACUUAACUUUAGAACCAAUGAGACCAUAUGAGCCUCCUAAACCUAAAACUGAUGUUGACGAGCAUUCGUCAAAUGAUCUUAAAGAAGAAUUAUAGCGCAAAUUUGUUUUAAGAAAAUUUCACAAUUAUUUCAAUUGAUAUCAAUUGAUAGGAUUUUUUAAAUAGUUUUUACACAAGUUAAUAAAGAAGAAAUUAAUAAAGUUAAUAAAGAAGAAAUCUUUAAAAA